Molecule: messenger RNA, 2400 nt
Organism: Ctenocephalides felis (cat flea)
Lineage: Eukaryota; Metazoa; Arthropoda; Insecta; Siphonaptera; Pulicidae
Product: activating signal cointegrator 1 complex subunit 2-like
Exons: 14
Coding region: 115-2262 (715 amino acids)
Biological process (GO): regulation of DNA-templated transcription
Molecular function (GO): ubiquitin binding
Source: RefSeq, a predicted model, not a curated record
ACAUACUUAAUCAUGAAAUUGUAAAUUCUAUUAAGCCGCUCUCUGUUUGGCAUGCCAUUUCCAAAUUAAUUUGUGAUAUUAGGAUUUUGUAUUGUCUAAACAUAAUUUACUAAUAUGACAGAAAUAAAUAUUAAUGGAAGUUUAUAUCAGAAUCCAGAAUGUUUACCUUUGGAAGAUCUUAAAUUUCAAGUGAAUGCAAAUGGCGUGAAAAGAGAUGUUAAGGCUUUUAGCGACUUUUGGGUGGAAAACCGUUGCCAUUCUCGAUAUCCUGGACCUCCUAAAACAGGAAGUGCAGAAGAUGAACAGUGGCUGAAUAGUAUGCUAUGGUUUAACAAAGAACUAGAAUGGAUGCUAAAUUUGGAACACUUUAGGUUUUGGUCGAACAUAGUUUAUGAUACAGGAUGCAUGGAAUCCUUGAUAUCGUUUUUACAAGAAGCUUCUCCAUUUUACCUUCCGUUUAAACAUGAAAGUAAACAAGUUACAGAAGCAUAUGUUACUGCAUAUAAAAGAGUUUUGCAAAUAUUUUGUCGUAUCAUCACAAAUAAGGAAAAUGAGGGUUCCUGGAUAGGAAAAUUAUUUUUAGCAAAUUUAUUAUAUGACUAUAGUUUAAUAACUAUUCCAAUAUUGUGGGAUCUGAUUGCACUUUAUGGAGUAAAUAAUGUGACAAUCUUGACUAGAUUUAUGGAAACUGUAUUUAAGUUGCAACCAAAGUAUAAAGAUGAUCUCAAAGUCGCAUAUUUAUUUCUCAAAGAGAAGGUAUUUACUACAAUUGAAAACCAAUCAAGUGCUUUUACUACGACAUCAAAUUAUGUAGGAGAGCAAAUAAAUUUAUAUCCUACUUCUGCUGAGACAGCAUUAGUUGAUUUGGCUUGGCACCUUUUAGAUUGUGCUGCCACUAUGAGACAUUUCUUUGAAGUUUAUCCGGCUUCCAAAUUAAUUUGUCGGGAUUUGAAAAUAUAUUCAAGCAUAGCAGUGCUGUAUGAUAAUAGUAUACCAAUAUUAUUCAACAAGCUGAUUGACAAAAAUAAUUCUGAUAUUGUUGACAAAGCAAGGGUUGAACUACUUGAAUGUUAUAGAUUAAUACUAAAUACCUGUACUGAGGAAGCAUUGGCGAAUCCAGCAAAAGCCUUAUCUCCAGCUGAUAUGUUUUUAGAAAUUAUUAGUGAAACACUUCAUGUGUUACAUAAUCAAAAAACAUUUGUUAGAGACUUGUUAGAGAAGCAGCCACUUCAGAAUGAUAUGGAACUUUUGAGACAAGUUUGCUGCAACUUAGAUCCAGUUAAAUGUGAUUUUAUUCUGCAGUCUCUAAUGUCAUCAGUUGAUGAUUCUGAUCCCAAGAAAGUAAUUUUUCAAGAUUUAUGUUCAUAUAAUCAAUCUCCAUCAAAAGAUUUUAAUGACUAUAUAAGUGACGAUGAAGGUGCAUGUGGAGGAGCUGUGAAUAAUGAUAAUGAUACUAACAAUGCAAUAGCUGAAGUGUCUGAUGUUUUUCCUAAUCUAGGAAGUGGAUAUAUUAAAAGAUUAAUUGACUAUUUUGGUACUUCUGAAAAUGUUAUCAGUGCAUUACUCGAAGAUAAUAUUCCUAAAGAACUUUGUUCAUUAGACACUUCGGAACCCUACAUUCCACCAGAUCCUUUAGAAGAAUUACAUGAUAAAUUAGGAAAUGCUCACUUAAAUGUGUUUGAUGGUGAUGAAUUUGAUAUGCGAGUUCGAGAUGUUCCAAAAGAACAUUGGCAAAGUAAACAUAAGAGGGGACCUAAAAAUUUGAAUGAGUUAUUGAAUGACAAAAGCCAUAUCAAUGAGAUCAAGUCCAAGUAUCAGGAAUAUAAUCUUGUGUAUGACAACGUUUAUGAUGAUGAAUAUGAUGACUCCUUUGAAGGUUCUUCUAAACCAAUUGCUGAAGACGAUGAUUCCGAAAGCAAUUCUAGAAGACCAACAGAACUACCUAGAGUAUUGCGGAAGCAAGUACAUAAUGAUAGUGAGUCAGAGGAAGAUGAAGAAGAAGAUGAAAAUAGUUCUUCUACUCCAGCCACUAAAUUUCAACCUUUCUGUGAAAAUCCAGAAAUUAUUCGUGCUCGUAGAGAAGCACAACGGAAUAAUAAACACCCAAAUCGAGAUGUGGUGGGAAAACCUAAAGGGCAUGGACAAGAGAAAGAUGUAACUAUUAAUCGCGAUAAGAAAAAUACUAAUAAAUCGACAAGAGCCAAUCACAACAGGAGGCAAGGAGCUGCAUGGAAGAAAAGCCGUGGCAUGAUGCCAUUUUAAUGUAAUAUUUUUUUUGUUCUUCUUGACUGAAAUUUAUCUUUUUUUACAUAUUUUAUUAUCUGCGAUAUUCACAUUGAACAAGCAAUAUGGCUGUUAACAAUGAUUUAUUUCAGUACUAAUUUAACAUUAGAUCAUUAU